Molecule: messenger RNA, 2044 nt
Organism: Lolium rigidum
Lineage: Eukaryota; Viridiplantae; Streptophyta; Magnoliopsida; Poales; Poaceae
Product: E3 ubiquitin-protein ligase RNF14-like
Exons: 7
Coding region: 1-1821 (606 amino acids)
Biological process (GO): ubiquitin-dependent protein catabolic process; protein polyubiquitination; positive regulation of proteasomal ubiquitin-dependent protein catabolic process
Cellular component (GO): cytoplasm; ubiquitin ligase complex
Molecular function (GO): ubiquitin protein ligase activity; zinc ion binding; ubiquitin conjugating enzyme binding
Source: RefSeq, a predicted model, not a curated record
AUGGUGCGGAAGUCGUCGAAGCGGAGGGGCGGCCCCGGGUGUGUCGCGCCCGCGCCGGAGCUCCACUGGAAGGCCAUAAACCCUAUCCCCACCCCCGCCGAGAUCCCCGAGUGCUCCCGCGCCGCCGAGGCCCCCCUCGACGCCUUUGUGGACAUAGUGGACGAGGAGCGCCUCGGGCUCGACGUCCCCGCCAUCGCUGGUGUGGAGGAAGAAAUUGUAAGAGCGCUGGCGGAGAUGGGCAUGGAGUUGACUGAGGAGGAGUUGCGCGCUAACGAUCAGAUGCAGGAGGACGAGAUACUUGUCUUGGGAGCAAUUUUUGGAGACAGUCUAGUCAUGUUAAACAAAAAAGAAGGUCAACGGUCUUUCCAGAUUCAUGUGCAUAUUGAGAUCCCAGAUGGUAUAGAUGUAUCGGCAAGUCUCGACUAUGGUACUGGAACAUUAAAUUAUGGGGGAAUAUGUGAUGGUGAUGCCUCCGAUAAUCUUGUUUACAAGUUUAGAGUUGAGCAUUUGCCUCCAAUCCAGCUAACCUGCUACCUGCCUUCGUCAUACCCGAGUCAUCAACCUCCAAUUUUCACCAUCUCCACCGAAUGGCUGGGCAAGGUGAAGAUUUCGUCAUUAUGUCAAAUGUUGGAUAUGAUUUGGGAAGAGCAACAGGGCAUGGAAGUAAUAUAUCAGUGGGUUCAAUGGCUCCAAAACUCUUGCCUUUCUCACCUAGGGUUUAGUGAUGAGAUAAUUUUAAGCAAGGGUGAUCUAACCUGUGAUGAAGAUGGUGAGGAUAAGCGUGCUUGUCCAGAUGAUUCUGCACCUGAUGUUAUAAUUCCAAGGAUUAUGAGAUACAAUGAUGAUAAGCGUCAUGAAGCCUUCUUGCAUGAUAUCCAUGACUGCAUGAUUUGUUUCAGCGAGUGUGCUGGUGUCGAUUUCAUCAUACUUCCAUGUCAUCAUUACUUUUGCCGGAAAUGUAUGCAAACAUAUUGCAAAAUGCAUGUCAAGGAAGGAACUGUAUUGAAGUUGACCUGUCCUGAUACAAAAUGCGGAGGCGUCGUUUCUCCUAAUAUAUUGAAAACACUGCUGGAGGAGAAAGAGUUCGAACGUUGGGAAGGAUUGCUUCUUCAGAGAACUCUUGACGCCAUGAAUGAUUUGGUUUAUUGUCCAAGGUGCGAAACUGCUUGCUUGGAAGAUGAAUGUAAUGAUGCAGUGUGUCCGAGUUGUCUAUUCAGUUUCUGCACACUUUGUACAAAUCACCGUCAUGUUGGGAAAGAAUGUAUGACUGCAGAGGAAAGAAUUCGUAUGUUGGAGGAACGGCUAAAAUCUAGGAAACUACAGAGCGAUCAGAAAAAGAUAGAUGAAGCACGCAGCCUCCAGACAAUUAUGAGAGAUGCAAAACAGUGCCCAAGAUGCAAGAUCGCUAUAUCUAAGAUAGAGGGAUGCAAUAAGAUGGCAUGUACGAACUGCGGGCAUUACUUCUGCUACCAAUGUAACUCUGAAAUUUCUGGAUAUGAUCAUUUCAGUUACAGAUCGGGUGCAUGCCAACUUUUUCCUCGGGAGGAAAUCGAUAGAUGGGAAGCGCAAAUGAAUCCAGGGAGAAGGAGGGUUCAACACCAAGUGGAUGAUCCAGUUCCAGCACCUGCCCCAGUGCCCGAAGUACGAUAUUAUUACCCUUGUCCUACGUGUGGCAAACAACGUGCAAAGAUUGGAAACAAUAACCACAUCAGGUGUUCGUCAUGCCGCACACACUUUUGUGCAUUGUGUCGGAAGACUGUAGAUAAAACUUCACGGCAUUUUGGUCCCAGGGGAUGCAAGCAGCAUACUGCAGAUCAAUGAGACUGUCUGCCAUAUGUGCAUCACUUCAACAACAGAGCAAUGAAAAGAGAGCGGAAUGAGAGACUGCCUGCCAUACCGUGAUUUCUCUCUCUUUUCCGUUCGCUCCUGCACGUAGUUAUGCUGCAGGGUGUUCUAUGCACAUUUUCCCCCUCUUCUAACCAAUGAAAAGCCAACAUUUGCUGGAUCUUCCUUUUUAAAUGUAUUACUGGUGGUUUGCAUAUAU